GAACUUCUGGCCAGCAGAGGAAAAGAACACUCAGCAAUGUCACAUGGUUUUGCUACAGCCACAAGCCACCCUUUGUUUAACCAUUUUCCAGGGUUUAGAGCUGUUAUGGGACUAGGCAUUGGGGAGGGGGGGGAGGUGUCUCCUAGCUAGGUGACCUGGUCAUGGUAGAGAUGGCACCCAGAAUCAACACAGGUAAACGGCAAGACCAAGCUGCAGACCCUCACAGAGCAUGUCCUCCCUGCUCUGACCGUGACCUGCAGUUGUUACAGAGAGGGACUGCAUCCCAGGUCCACCUGCACAGUGUUCAAAGUGCCCAGCAGGCAUGAAUGUAAGAGCACUUAGGUGUUGUGUUGCUUUUUUUUUUUUUUUUACUGGGAUUGUAGGCACCUGAAUACAGGAAGAGACGCGUUUCCAUAGGGCAGGCAGGGGCGGGGAGGACUCCUCCUGGCGUGUGUUUGUCCUGCUCUGUGUAUUCAGCCAGCAGGCCUAACAAGGAAGCAAAGGGCACAGGGCCAGGCUCUGCAGCUAGUCUGAGACUGGGCAGCAACCGCUGAAGACGCAGGACCCUGAGCAGAACCAACUGUUGGAAACUGUGGGGGACCCAAGAUACUCCCACCGACUUACCAGGAACAAUGGGAAACCAGAUGAGCGUCCCACUAAGGCCUGGAGACCAGGAGCACGACCCAGGAGCAGACACUUGCAAGGUGACGUCAGACAAUGAGUGUGUUCAGAAUGGGAACCCAGUUGUGCUGUCCACUCGUGUAAUUCAACACUAUGAGGAAGUCGACUUGGGAAUCAGCAGCUCCAAGGAUAAUGUGGCUACUUCUUCCCCCAAGACAAUGGAGGCCCAGGCUGUGGGCGAUGCCAGCGGAAAGAAUCUUGGGAAAGAAGCCAAGACCAAGGCACCAGCUGCUAGAUCCCAUUUUUUCUUGACACUCUCUCGGCCUGUACCAGGACGUCCCGGGGACCAAGGCACGGAUUCAUCGGCUGCAUCAGGGAGGUUUGAUGUCAGCCCAAGCGCAGCGCCUGAGAACAAAGACCCAAGUGAGCACGGGGCACUUCCGGUGGCAGCUGCACCAGGGCAGGCUCCAGAUAAAACCCCAGGGUGCCCCGAGGCCAAGCAGCAGACCCUCCCUGCCACCGGCCCAUUGGCACCCUCACCACCUGAGUCCCAGGCAGAAGCCCCGGCCCAGGACAAGGAUUUCGGCUUUUUGAACAGAUUCUUUAAACUGGACAAAGGAAGAGAAAGCGCGCCGGUGAACAGCCAGCCCAAAGAAGCGAAAGGCUCGGAAGACCCAGAACAGGCCACAGAGGCUCCUGCCGUGCCAGGGAAUCCCCAUGGUGUCUCUGCAGGGGAGGACAUAGUCGACAGCGAGCAGAGAGGACAAGACGUUGACACUCUGAGUUAUUCUGUCCCUGGGGAUCCAGAGGUGCCGGGGACCACGAAGGAGGACCCGCAGGUGGUCGAUACCACAGAGAACAGCAGCUCCAUCAUGAGCUUCUUCAAGACACUGGUUUCACCUAACAAGACUGAAACAAAGAAGGACCCAGAAGACACGGCAACCAAGGCAGACAGUGUCUGUGAUGGACACGCUGCUGGCCAGAAGAUGUCGGAGACGCAGGCUAAAAGCAAGAAGAAGCGCCUGGACAGCCCCAGGCUAGGACUCUCCUUUAGAAAGCUCUUUAGGCACAAGGAUACUGAGAACUCACCCACGACUUCAGCCAAUCUCAAGUCGGACAAAGCCAACUUCACACCCCAGGAGACCCGAGGGAAGACAAAGGCUACCAAAAGCUGCAGCCCCCCACCGCCACCUCCUGAACCCACCAGCGAAGGGAGAGACAGCGGCAAGGAGAAGGCAGGGCCCACCUCACUACCGCUGGGAAAGUUGUUUUGGAAGAAGUCAGUUAAGGAGGAUACACUUUCCACAGGUGCAGAGGAGAACGCGGUGUGUGAGUCACCAGUAGAGACCGUAAGGCUUGAGGAAGUAGAAUCCAGCUUACAAACUGUGGAUCUCAGUGAAGAGACCCAGCCUGAACCCACAGACGUAAAAGUCAAAGAAGAAAGCAAACCCCGGAAGACCCCUCUGAUGGCGUUUCUCAGACAAAUGUCAGUGAGAUCGAGCGAAGGGAUCCCCCGCUCGGAAGAAAGUAACGUGAAAGACUCCAGCUGCCAAACGUCAAACUCCGUGGAAAAGACGCCCUCACCCCCAGAGCCAGAGCCCGCGGGAACAGCUCAGAAAAACAAGGAGACCUCCUCCUCGAAGGACAAGAAAUCAGUGGACAAGAAGUCAGCGACUGAGAACAGCAAGCAGAAGAACGGCAAACAGGAAGUCAGAGAGCCGGCGCCGUGUGUGCAGCCGCCCACAGUGGAGGCAAACGCAAUGCAGACUGGGGACAAGACCCCAAAGAAGUCUGAGAAGCGGCGACAGUCCCUCGGGGGCUUCCUGAAGGGCCUGGGACCAAAGCGGAUGUCGGAUGCUCAGGUGCAAACGGACCCGGUCUCCAUCGGACCAGUUGGAAAAUCCAAGUAAACAAAAUCACCCAGUUCCCACUGGGUUCUCCUCCCACUCCAUCUACUGUCCAGACCCACACUGUGUAUAUAUUUUUCUUCUUCUUCUUCUGGUCAGCCAAUGAAAUUCUGCCUACAACUUCAACCUGAAUUGUUGUAGAUCGAGGUGUAUUAUUUACGUCUCUGGUCCAGUCUUUCCUGGCAUUUAAGUGUAAAAAUGGCUUAGCAGGUUGACCAGUUGAUCCAAGGGAGCUGGUGAGUGCCAGGUGGGGGAGGAAGUAGGUAGAUAAAGGCAUUUGUGUUAAGUUAUGAAAAAAUGGCAGGUAUCCAGUAAGAUGCAGAAGAAAAGUGCUUAUGAGACAAAGAAUAUCUGGAUUUGUAGCCACUCUUGCCACAUCCUCUAAGCCUGAAGAGGGGAAGGGAAGACUGGUUUAUUUCAUUUCACACUUGGGGGAAGGAGGACUCAGGGCAGGCAUCUACGCUGGGCGUCUGCCAACUUUUGGAACAGGAUGUGUGGGCUGUAAAGAAGAAUGGGCAAGAAUUGGUUUUCAAAUAGGGUCCUUGGAAGUUAUCAGUGAAUGGGGAAGUGAUUUGCUGGAGAGGGCUUGCUAGGAUUUGGGGAAACAAUUACUUCUGGGGCACAGGGACAAGGGCAUGAAUUCCCAACUUCAAAAGGGAAACAGCAAAAUGAAAUAAAGGUGCAGGUUCAUUUUGCAACACAAGGGGGCGCCAGGAUCUCUGCUUUUUCCCUUUGCAUCCGGUACCCCUAACAAAGAUUUGUUUCUGCACUAUUUCAUUAUUAAUGUUUCUCAGAUGGCUGAGGGACUUGCUUCAUCUGUUCGGUCUGACGCUUAUCUCACGCCUGUCUGUAAUGUCCUAAUGUUUUCAUAAUGUGCUCUGAUAAAAACCCUCCCCUAACCCAGUUAAUAAAAAUUGACAGAUUAUGCGAAUA
Mus musculus (house mouse) is the source of this 3461-nucleotide messenger RNA. It is a transcript of the gene Bcas1, whose product is annotated as brain enriched myelin associated protein 1. Lineage: Eukaryota; Metazoa; Chordata; Mammalia; Rodentia; Muridae. The transcript has 13 exons. The record is from RefSeq and is a predicted model, not a curated record. Bases 633 to 2531 code for a protein of 632 amino acids. Gene Ontology annotation, cellular component: cytoplasm.